CACGCUCCACACUUGCGACUCGACCGGCGCUCAUUUCAGUCGACGCUGAGACGUCGCGCGCGCGCGUUGUUUCAAAUUUUUCCGCGCUUUCGGAGGUGCGCUGUCGCGCCGCGCGUCCUUUGCGUCUCGUUCACUCGCGUAUACACGGCGUUACCACGGUGCGAUCGCGCGAGAGUACGUCGCACGGCGGGCGCGAGAAACUCGUGUGAGAAUAUCGCGACGACAUGGCAGAUCCACGGGGUGAUGAUCCGGCACGCGUCGCGUGAGUGCAUUGCUCUCGAUCCGGCCGAUCGGCGAACAAGUGAGACGAUAGUGACGAGUGUCGCGCGUUCUACUCGUCGUUCGGGUUCGUUAGUUGGAUUAUUGUUGAUUGUUCCGGCUUGAUCUACCGCGACCUUCGCUGCGCAUCAUCCCACCGCACGGAUACCGGAGGUCGUCAGGCGUCGGAGCAGCUGCCGGAGCAACCGCUGAAGCAGCUUCUGGAGCAGUCGCCGGAGCAGCCACGACAUGGACUUCGUAAUAUUGAAGGUGAACGGACAGGACGUUUCGAACUCUAGUCACGAAGAUGCAGUGCGUUGCUUCCAGUCGGCCCAGGAGCCAAUUAUCGUGGAAGUUCUUCGACGACAACCCGCGCAUCAACAGGUUCCUCACACGCCCUCGAAGGAGCACGAAAGGAUCGCGUGCCAGGAUAAGAGUGAGGGAACGACAAACGGGAGGGGCCCGAUAGAUGACAGAACGUGCAACGACGAUGCGAAGAAGGACUCGGCGUCCCCCUUGGUGUCGACCGCGGUCCAAACAGAUUGGGCCGGCCUCAUCGAGGAGGAGGAGCUGCUUCCGGUUCCUCUCGUGGUCGAGGAACAAGCGAACGACAGCUUCGAGGACUUUCUCGCUCACGACAUCGACUUCGAGGAGGUGACGUUGCGGAAAAGCGGAAGUGCCGAGAAGCUCGGGCUGACGGUGUGCUAUAGCUCUGGUUCCGGCAGCGAGGACGCCGACACAGAAGUUUAUAUCUCGGAAAUAGUUCCUGAAAGUCUCGCGGCGCGGGACGGCCGGUUGCGAGAAGGAGAUCAAAUCUUGCGGGUCAACGGCAAGGACGUCGCGAACAAGGAGCAGACCGAGAACCUGUUCGCGGAGACGAAGAAUGCAGUGACGAUUCUUGUCAGCCGAUGUCUAUAUCAAGAUGAGGAGUACGAUGACAGGCGCAUCUAUCAUCAAGGCUCGCCGCCGCUCUCGCCUGAGAAUCUACCGGCGUAUCAGAACAGCAUGAUCGAGCAGCUGAUCCGUCAACAGCAGCAGCAAACGGAGGAGCGUACCAAAGAAAGCGAGGUAAACAACUCCACCCUGAAAGCGCCUCCUCCUAUACCUUCUCAUACUCAACAACAACAGCAGCAGCAGCAGCAGCAGCAGCAGCAGCAGCAACAGCAGCAACAGCAACAGCAACAGCAGCAGCAGCAGCAACAACAGACUCAGCAGCAACAACAAGCCGUCAACAUUUUCUCCACGAACUCGUCGUCCACGUGUUCGUCGCAAAACUCACAAAAGUCCGGCAAGAACGCUAUCUCCCCGGCGCACCAUACGGAGGACCGUAAGCAGUGGAUGCAGGACGCCUUGAAGGACUGCUCGAAGAGGCUGGACAGCAUUUCCCUGCGUGGGCAGCAGUCCGGGCCACCUACGCUGCCGGUGAAGCUCGUCGAGGCGUACUCGAGCCACGUGUGGAGCGACACCGAGCACAUCUACGAGACGAUACCGGAGUCGGACAGCGAGCCCAUUUACUCGUCGCCGUACGAGCACCAUCAGCAUUGGACGACGCAGUCCUCGACGACGAACCAUGCCACGACGUUGCAGCACGCUCCGCCGAACCACGCGACCGGCAAUCAGAAGUGGCACUCUUCGUCGAAGAGCAACAGCUCCGGCGAAGAGAAGGACAGCUCGAGCGCGUACAACACCGGCGAGUCUUGCCAUAGCAACCCUCUGACCUUGGAGCUUCACCAGGGCGAGCGAGAUCAUCACAAAAGCACGUUGGUGUUGUGCCCGCCAAAAGCACCGCAGCAGCAACAGCAGCAGCAGCAGCAGCAGCAGCAGCAGCAGCAGCAGCAGCAGCAACAGCAACAAGCGCAGCAACAGAGACUGGGCUGCAACUGUCCCAUGCCGGUGACACCAACCGUGACCUCCGCCAGCAGGCAAUCCAAGAAUCAGAGCGCGAGGAAGAGCUCGUCCUCGUCGCACCAUCACCGGGACCGCAACGAGCCGGCGAUGACGAACGCCAACACGCUGCCGGCCGACACCAUGUACACGAACGUGGCGAAUCUACAACAGACGAUGAUGCUGCAGCAGCAGCUGUUCAAGCAGGCGCUCAACCGCCGGAACCUCACCACCAGGGAGGCCGGCGGCGCGCGGAAGUCCAAGUCGCACGGUAACUUCCAGGCGCCGAAUCUGACGCAGUAUCAGUUCAUUGGCAGCCAGCAGGUGUGCACGUCCACCACGUGGAUACCGCCAGAGGAUAAGGGCGAGGUGCAGAUGGAGUGGAAGGUGAAGAGGCGGGCGGACGGCACGAGGUAUAUCGCCAGGCGGCCGGUGAGGAAUCGUAUACUGCGGAACAGGGCAAUCAAGAUAUCCGAGGAGAGAGCUGGCCACACGACCGAGGACGACACUAUGUCGGAGAUGAAGGUAGGACGAUACUGGAGCAAGGAGGAGCGCAAACGGCAACUAGAGCGCGCGCGCGAACGCAAGCAACGGCAGCAGGAGCUGUUGCUGCAACAGCAGCAGCAGCAGAUGCAACAGACCAACGACGUGCUGAUAUGCGAACACACGGAGGAUAAAGUAUCGAAAAAGCCACUGAGCAUCGUGGAACUCAGUCACAAGAAGAUGGCGCGCAAAAAGACAACCCUGGACGACUUCACCACCGUGCAAGAAAUGUUAGUUCACGGAAACAGGGUGGGAGCAGGUGGCCCUGGCACGGGGGGGAAAUUAAUGGGUCUACUGUCGGUUACCACGGUAUAAGCGGACUCGUUGUACCUUUCAGUUUCGCCAAGUUUCAGUCUCUCGCUCGCUCGUUUGCUCAUCAUGUUGCCGCGAUCGUCGUCACGCGCGCGCGCGCGCUUGGAUAUUGAUGAAACGCGACGUGCAUGAAGACACCACGUGUUUCUCGCAGACUCAGCGUAAUUACCGUUGCGAGAAAGUGAGAGAGAGAGAGAGAGAGAGAGAGAGGGGGAGGGGGGGAGAGACGGCUUUUAAUGGCGCGUGCGGUAGAGAUUCCAAAAGUUUUGCACGGUGCAACUCACGCGACAUAUUGUCUGGCUUGUACGGUGCGGUGUACGCGCGUGCGACGUCCCGCAUUACAGACGUAAUUCCGGAUAACGAGCCGAGAGCUCGCACAAGGUGUUGUUUAACAUUUGUUCGAACAAUCUCUACGGGACUGUUCGCUCGCGGGACGCGCGUAUAUGCGCGCGCGAAUUCACUACUCAGCGGACGCGACGCGAGGCGGAGUAUCCUUGUCGUGAUCCACGCGACGUUUGCUCUCCGACGAUGAGACGAGGGGGAACGAUCUGACGUCACGGUGAUGGAGACGACGAAGACGACGAAAAGCGAGGACAAGUCGCGCCCCGUGCCGGUUUCCCUGUGAGUGUGUAACAAUGCGACGCGUGCGAAUACUCAUGAUUCCACGACGGGGGAGAAGCGCGGCGGCGACGCGCCACUGCAAUAAAACGAGGAAGCUUACGUUUAUCGCUGUUGUGUGUACACAUGCGUGGAGUUUAUAUACAGCGCGUUCGCUCUGAUCAAUUCUGUAAAUAUCCAUCGUACACGGUAAUAUAUGUAGAUUUUACACGCGCGUCCUCGCACGACUGCGCGCAGCCGAGAGGAUUUCACACGCGGUGCGGUGGAAUGCUUUCGCCGUUACGUGCUACGUGGUGAUUAUAGGUUUGUAGAUAUGUAUGAUAAAGUUAAACACGACGUGCAUUAACGCGGCACACGUGGUUAUUCUUUUCGCUUUGCGCUGUGAGAGAGAGAGAGAGAGAGAGAGAGAGAGAGAGAGAGAGAGAGAGAGAGAGAGAGAGAGAGAGAGCGCUCGAGGAUCAUCUCCGAUGUAACCGAUCAGUUUCGUUGUCAAAUUGCUUUCACGGGUGUAUCACGAGCGCAGUUUCCUCUCUCUCUCUCUCUCUCUCUCUCUUUCUCUCUUCCUCCUUUUGAUUCGCCAGGGUAUACACAACCUCGUAAUUUUUACAUCAUUUCCGCAAAGCAUUUCGAGAACGAGCAGAGCAUUGUGUCAUACGCGAGAGACACGCUCGAGGGGGAACGACACCGGAAAUACGCGUUAACAACCGUGCCUCGUUCUUUCGCGUGCACCGCCGAGUCGAUCGAUCGUUACUUUUCGUUCAGACGCGCUUUCCGCUCGCGUUCCGCUCUCUUUCCCCUCCCAAGAGAGAUAAUCAAACACUAGGAUUGUAUACUGCCGAUAAUCGUGACCGUAUAUAUUUUAAAGCACACGCGUUCAAGAGCCGAGAGAAGAAUUUGUGAAUAAGGAGCGCAUCGAGCGUAAUCACAGUUAUCACGGGCCGCCCGACGAGAGCUCAUACUGCGCAAGGUGCGUGGGUGCGUCCGGGGAGAACGAUGUUAGAUACAGUAUAUAACGUUGUAGAAAAUACGCCGUACGACAUAGACUAAGCACGUAAACGCGCACGUAUGCUGUCUUUUGUAUGUAGAUGCGAGACGUAACGAUUCUAAGAGAAGAAAAAGAAAAAAAGAGGAAAAAAGGAAAAAAGAGAAAAAAAGAUAUGUGUAAUGUACAUAAAACACCCGAAUAAAGUGCAACAUUAAUAUAUGCAA
Harpegnathos saltator (Jerdon's jumping ant) is the source of this 4824-nucleotide messenger RNA. It is a transcript of the gene Slip1, whose product is annotated as SLo interacting protein 1. The record is from RefSeq and is a predicted model, not a curated record. The coding region runs from base 508 to 3000 and encodes 830 amino acids. Gene Ontology annotation, molecular function: protein binding. The transcript is spliced from 7 exons. Lineage: Eukaryota; Metazoa; Arthropoda; Insecta; Hymenoptera; Formicidae.